Triticum aestivum (bread wheat) is the source of this 773-nucleotide messenger RNA. RefSeq names its product histidine-containing phosphotransfer protein 2-like. NCBI's taxonomy places the organism in Eukaryota, Viridiplantae, Streptophyta, Magnoliopsida, Poales, Poaceae. Gene Ontology annotation, cellular component: cytoplasm; nucleus. The record is from RefSeq and is a predicted model, not a curated record. The transcript is spliced from 6 exons. The coding region runs from base 63 to 494 and encodes 143 amino acids. Gene Ontology annotation, molecular function: protein histidine kinase binding; histidine phosphotransfer kinase activity. Gene Ontology annotation, biological process: phosphorylation; cytokinin-activated signaling pathway; phosphorelay signal transduction system.
CCCCGGAUCGCCCCCUUCCGCCCUUGGCCCCUUGCACCGCCGGACUCCCAGACCUCCUCGCCAUGGCAGCCGCCGCGCUCAAGGCCCAGCUCAACGCCCUCCUCGACUCCAUGUUCACCACGGGUAUUGUGGACGAGGCUUUCCAACACCUGCGGUCGGUGGAGCAGGAGGGCUUCCUCGCCGAGGUCGUCAACCUCUUCCUCCAGGACGCCGACAACAUCCUCAACGAAGUCGCCCACCUGCUGAACCAGCCCGUGGUGAACUUCGGCAGGGUGGGCGCACUGGUGCAUCAGCUCAAGGGGUGCAGCGCCAGUGUUGGUGCUAAGAAAGUGAAUCUCUCCUGCACCCACUUCCGUCAGUUUUAUGAGGCACAAAGUAAAGAAGGGUGCCUCAUGGCAUUGGACCUUGUUAGGAAUGAGUUUUAUGAUGUGCGCAACAAGCUACAAACAAUGAUUCAGCUGGAGCAGCAGAUCGCGGCCAUGGGUCCUCAGUAGUAGCAAUGGAAGCCGAAAGAUACUGGCCCUAUGUGAUUCCUGGCAUGUAGAUGGUGUUCAAGGACUGUCUGGGUUUGGAGGGUGUGCUCAUAACCCUGUUAAAGAAAAUUGUUGUCAUGUGUGUCUGUCAACUAUAUGUACUUGCGUGUCAUGAUUGCCCGCAGGCUAUGUGUAAACUUUAUGCUUUUUUUUAGGGAACUGUAAAAAAAAUUUCGAAACGGAGGCAAAAGUUUUGCCUGAUCGAUUAAUUAAGAAGAAGAGAAUUGCCCAGUUAAUUUA